AGCAAAGCCCCAGAAAGAAAACCACCAGACAAAACCUUUUCCAGUUAAGUCAGGCCGGCUGCCCCAGGUGGCGGCGAUGGCCGUGGUCCGGUGGCGGCGCUGCUAGUAUUGCCAUUCGCUCUCUUAAACUUUUGAGACGGUACACGAAAGGUAUAAACUAACAACUAUCUUCACCACGGAAAAGGGAAACAUAAACUACAAAGAGAGAAUUACACUAAAACGAAACAAAACGAAAUCAAAAGUCGAACAGAGAAAGGAAGAAGAAAGAAAAGGCAUACUUUGAGAGAGGGAAAGAGUGAAAAGGGAAUUGAUUCGAAGCCCCCAAGAAGCUCUCAAGCCAUCUUUGGAGGGGGGGAAUCUGGUCUAUGGCAUGCCAACAGAAGAAGCAUUGCAUCGAAGGAACUGGAAUUGAGGUUGUCGUCGUCGUCGUCGAGGUUGGUGCUUUUCUUCGCUUUGUAUUAGUUGUUCACGCUAAUUGGGGUCCCUAUUACUACAAAUGGAAUCCUCCUUCGCCUUUUCCUCCUCCAAAGCAAUGGGGAGUUCUUCUUUCUUCCUCUUCUGGUCUCCUCUCCUCUUCUCACUUAUCUUCAUCUCUCCUAUAGCAAUAAUGACAGUGCAAGCAUUUACUGGAACUUAUGGAAUAAAUUAUGGCAGGAUUGCUGAUAAUAUCCCUCCUCCUGAAAGCGUUGUGACCCUUCUCAAAGCAGCAAAAAUCAAGAAUGUUAGAAUUUAUGAUGCUGAUCACAGUGUCCUCAAGGCCUUUAAAGGUUCAGGCCUCGAAAUAGUGGUUGGACUUGGCAAUGAAUACCUCAAGGACAUAAGUGUGAAUGAGGAACGGGCCAUGGAUUGGGUAAAAGAAAAUGUUGAGCCAUUUCUCCCUGGGACACAAAUCCGUGGGAUCGCUGUGGGGAAUGAAGUUUUAGGUGGGAGUGAUCAGGAUCUCUGGGAAGCUCUAUUGGGUGCAGUAAAGAAUGUUUACAAUGUCAUUGAGAGGCUUCAUUUGACUGAUGUGAUUCAGAUCUCAAGUCCGCAUUCAGAGGCAGUGUUUGCAAAUUCCUUUCCUCCAUCCUCGUGUGUUUUUAAGGAGAAUAUCCUUCCAUACAUGAAACCACUUUUGGAGUUCUUCUCACAGACUGGUUCUCCUUUCUUCAUCAAUGCAUACCCGUUUCUGGCCUACAAGAAUGAUCCUGAGCAUAUUGAUCUUAACUAUGCUCUCUUUCUGCCAAAUCCUGGGAUCCAUGACCAGAAGACUAAUAUUCACUAUGAUAACAUGUUUGAUGCUCAGCUGGAUGCUGCUUAUGUGGCUUUGGAGGAUGCUGGAUAUGGAAAGAUGGAAGUCAUUGUUUCAGAAACUGGCUGGGCUUCUCAUGGGGAUGAAGAUGAAGCUGGGGCUACAGUUAAGAAUGCAAGAACUUAUAACUAUAAUCUGCGUAAACGGCUAGCCUUAAAAAAGGGAACCCCAUUCAGACCAAAGAUGGUAGUAAAGGCAUAUGUCUUUGCUUUGUUCAAUGAAAAUUUGAAGCCUGGGCCAACCUCUGAGAGGAAUUUUGGACUAUUCAAAGCUGAUGGAAGUAUUUCAUAUGAUAUUGGGUUUACAGGACUAAUACCUUCAUCUGCAGCUUCAUCUCUUCUAUCUGUGAAGGACAUCCAAGCUCGAGGCUGGUUCGGACCGUACUCAAUGGUUUUGAUAUCAUGUGCUUCAUUGCUGCUUCAAAUUUUAAUAUCAUGAUUAAAUAAAAAAUCGGAGGGGACCGACCGCAUUGGUGGGGGAAGAAGACUCAAGGCAACGUUUCAUGACUGGGACUCUCCGGCCACUGGAUUCCACAAAAGAUAUCUCCAAUCAUCUUCUGGKUAGUCAAUGAGAACAUAUAUAACAACUCCUACAGGCUGGAUGGUCGUCAUCAUCACUGAUUUGCCUUCAUUUCUGACCAUACUCUCCUGGGCGGAGGGCAGUUGAGCCUUCAACCAAAAGCUUGUUUUAGAUGCAUACUGAUAGGAGCUUGAAAAGGGUGUCCUUCGUAUUUUGGAUCUUGGAUUUCGUCCUCACACAGCCCUUGCUUCCGUGCAUUGAGAACAUCUCUACAUUUGUACAUUUUUAUUUGUGGGAGAUAUUCUCAAUGCGCAACUAUAAGAGCUGUGAGUACAGUGAGAGGAUGAAAUCUAAAUUCUGUAUUUUGUAAUUGAUUCAUAUUUCAUCAUCAUCUACGCCUUGUCCCAACUAUAUUAGGUC
Nelumbo nucifera (sacred lotus) is the source of this 2230-nucleotide messenger RNA. Its product is annotated as glucan endo-1,3-beta-glucosidase 14-like. Gene Ontology annotation, biological process: carbohydrate metabolic process. Lineage: Eukaryota; Viridiplantae; Streptophyta; Magnoliopsida; Proteales; Nelumbonaceae. Gene Ontology annotation, molecular function: hydrolase activity, hydrolyzing O-glycosyl compounds. The record is from RefSeq and is a predicted model, not a curated record.